UGUUUUGAGCUAUCGUGCACUGCUUAAAAUAACUAAUAGUCGUCGUAAAUAUUGAACUUCAGUCAGAUUUUGGCGACGCGCGCUGGAUGAAGGAAUGUUACCACUAACGUCCAAGUCAUGCACUUCAAUCUCUCGAGACUUCAACAAUCAUCUGACAACGAUUUCAAGUACACGUACAGUAAAAACCCGCAUGGAGGCAUCUGCAUUUUACUUAGUUGGCCUCAAAAAAUUCUUUUUGAUUGGUGUUCACGGGGAAAUUAGGCUGUAUGUAUAGCUCUGUAUUUUCUUAAGAAAAAGAUGCUUUUGUUGCUGGAAGAAUGCUGGUAAAUAUGCAUAUAUUCACAUCUAAAUGACUGCAAUCUAAACAAAUCCAAACCCUAGUUUAUCUUUCAGGUUAGUUUCUCUCAAUGUUUUUAUAUUGAUGAAACAUCAUUAAAACAAAGCUAAACUAUUUUAGAGCACAACGUAUCUGAAGUGACAGUGCGAGAGAUUUGUUACACGGUGGAGUUUAUUUAAUUUAUGAAUUCCAUGGAAAAAGAAUGUGUGUUAAAUUUUAGGCUAAAGCAUGUUCUUAUAUAAAAGGGAUAAAAAGUAUUUCCAGCAACUGAAUGGUUUCUUUUCAAGAUAUCUAGAAGUUCGUAACAUAGGCUACAGCUUUUAAAUACUUGUACAGCAUAAAAAGCCUAGCAAGGGACCAAGCGCUUCCUGUAUAUAAGCCCGUCGAGGGAAUUAAAAGAAAAGCGCCAAAAAUUUGCUAGUCGUUCUUUAGAAGAGCGCGGUGACAGUUUUACCUCGAUUGUAUUGUACAUGCACUUUACUCAUGAACGCAUCUGUGGGGGAGCAGGGUGAGAGAGCAGGGUGGGAGAGCAGGGGGUGGUGUGGUGGUUCGAACGCUCGCCUUCCACCAAUGUGGCUGGCCAAUGUGGUCCAGGUUUCAAUCCCGGGCCUAGACUGUUCACAGCCCUCUAUUUUCUCGUAAUUUUAUUCGAUCGUUAAACGCGCGGAUAAAAUCGCGGGAGAACUAGACGCCAGCGCAAAACGGGAGACUUGACAGGGUAGGGGGUGAGGACUAACUGUGCUCCAAGUGUUUUUCUCUGGGUCUCCGGUUUUCAUACUUGCAAAAAAACCAACAUUUUCAAAAUUCAAUUCGAUCCGGUAACAGUGGACGAAAAGCCACUCUGUGUAGAUGCCACUAGUAAUUACCAUUUAUUUAGCAUAAUUAUAAUUGUGUCCUUCUCGUGAAUGACCAACGAAUACCUGUUUUUCCUUUUUACAUUUCAGCCAUGAAGAAACUCAAUUCUUCAUUUACGUUGAACUUAACAACAUCACCGCCGAAUUUUUCCCAUUUGGGCAAUAAUGGGCAGGACAUAACAAUGUCCAACAUUAUUCAGUCUGCGUUCCUCGCCAUGGUUAUCAUCGUAGGCGUGACCGCUAACUCCCUUGUGUGCCUCGUCAUCUACAAGAGAAGAAACCUUCACACGGUCCUCUACAGCUUCCUGGUCAGUCUCUCUGUAUCUGAUCUGCUUCAUUCCGCUCUCAAGAUGCCAACUACAUUGCUAUCCACUCUCCAAGUCGUGUGGUAUCCUCAUCCCUUCUUCUGUUACAUCACCACACCCUUUGGUGUCCUUUUUGGAGCCGCAACUGUCUUCAACCUUUGCGCAGUCGCACUGAACCAGUUUUUCAUCAUUGUUAAACCACUUCACUAUCCCAUGAUCAUGACCGCUAGACAUGCCCGUUACGUUAUCGCGGGCCUGUGGGCGGGAAGCGUGGUGAUUUCACUUCCGCCAAUAUUUUGGCGGUCAGCAGAUACCAUUUGCAAGAGCGGCGCCGUAUCUAGUGAUAAAUAUCUCGCUGAAGUCCUAUAUUUAUCCGCCCUCUGGACCUUUGUCGUCAUCAUUCCAUCCAUCGUCAUGGGAACUAGCUACACCAAGAUCUUCUUGGUGGCGCGUCGCCAGAUUUUUAAGAUGAGAGAGGACAAUGAACUAAACGGCGAGCUGCGAGCAUCGCGCACGCGCAGACGCGAAUUUCGUGCGGCAGCGCUGCUCGCGUUGGUCGGCGGGAUUUUUAUUUUUUGCUGGCUUCCUUUCUUCGUUGUUCAAACUUUACACAAGUUCUCCGCGGCUAACAUCGCGCCGUUUUAUUUCCGCCUUUUUCUCUGCAUUAUGUACUCAAAAUCGGCCAUAAAUCCGUUACUAUACACCGCAUUGAAUAAGGAACUGAGAAAAGCAUUGUUACAGUUCUUUGGACUUCAAAAGAAAUCUUCGCGAGAAGGAAGCGGUCGUAUGAACAACAACUGCCAGAUCGGCCACAGACAAAACGAAAGUUUACUGUAAAUUGUAACUAAACAUCC
This is a messenger RNA of Orbicella faveolata, 2350 nucleotides long. Its product is annotated as histamine H2 receptor-like. Gene Ontology annotation, molecular function: G protein-coupled receptor activity. Gene Ontology annotation, cellular component: membrane. The record is from RefSeq and is a predicted model, not a curated record. Gene Ontology annotation, biological process: G protein-coupled receptor signaling pathway. NCBI's taxonomy places the organism in Eukaryota, Metazoa, Cnidaria, Anthozoa, Scleractinia, Merulinidae.